Molecule: messenger RNA, 174 nt
Organism: Acaulospora morrowiae
Lineage: Eukaryota; Fungi; Glomeromycota; Glomeromycetes; Diversisporales; Acaulosporaceae
Source: the annotation of a GenBank genome assembly
AUGAAAUUCGGGACAAAAUCUUUGAUAAACGACAUUCUACAUAAUACUAGGGAGGGCACAUCUAAAAUUGAAAUUCGUAAUAUCUUCGAUAAGGGAACAUCCUACGUGAUACUUAGGGAGGGCAUAUCUAAAAAUGAAAUUCACGACAAUACUUUCGAUAAAAACACAUUCUAA